Messenger RNA from Cherax quadricarinatus, 765 nucleotides. The record is from RefSeq and is a predicted model, not a curated record. Lineage: Eukaryota; Metazoa; Arthropoda; Malacostraca; Decapoda; Parastacidae.
AUGCGCCAGAAAGUACCAUUUUCAUUUGAUGUUUCCACCACAGUACGGGUGGAGAUUGAACUUGCGGCAGACAACCCACGCGGGAUCGAACCAGCAAGACCUCGUCUCUUCUACGUUACCACUGAUGGCUCUGGUAACUCUAUCUACCGUAUUCCUCUGGCCUCUACCAUCAAUGACCUGCCCGUGGGAGAGGGAGUACUGCUCUUCGGUAGUCUGGGUACAGCCACGGCCAUCACACUCUUCACCAUCGCUCACGCUAUACUCUUCGGAGGAAGAACUGGCGGGGGACGCAGUCGUUUCUUCACCCUCACGGUUUCAGAGCUUCCUUUCCACAGCACGCGUGACUUGACCUCAAACCUCUCCCUCAGAAAGCGUGACCUGAGUUCCUUGUUGGCGGAGACACAGAGGGACCCAGAGAUGGAAGCCGACUUCGAGAGGAUCUUCGCCCAGGACAGUGACUGGUGUUCCCUCAGGCUGACCUGUGAGCUGGCUGCUAAGGCCGGGUCACCUCUUGACCCCCAGGAGAGGAGACUUCUGGCGUAUUUCAAGGGUGUGGUGUCUGAGCAGGACCUCCAAGUAGUACCUACGCCUCAGCUCUACUACUCCUACGCCUCCUACGUAGGAUUCUCCCAGGGAUCACAGGGUAAGUGUAGCCUGCUGUAUCCUCAGUGUCCGUACUCAGCCAAGACCAUGAUGGAGGUCUUCAAGACUGUGUACUCCAGGAUGAAGAGGACCUUCCAAGACUUCCUUCAACCCAGCUACUGA